CGCUCUGCGGUCAUACUCGAAAAUUGUUUGCCCGCGCGAGGUGCUGCGUUUCGUUUCGGCUCGCAUCGAAAACACAAGAAAAAACUCACGGCCGCCGGGAAAAAUCGCGAAAUAAUUUGCCGUUUUUCGUGAUAAAAAAAUAUUAGCAAAAAUAUUGCAACACACAUUUGCUUACGAAAAACUCGAAGAAUGUGCGGGUGAAACAAUAGGCGACAACGACAACAACAAAUCGUGUGCCACCCCGGACUGCCAGUGUGCGAGAGCGAGAGAGGUGGUUGUGCGUCCCUCUCCAACACACACACACACACACUGACUCAUCGCCGCCGACGACGCGUACGCAACAAACGAAAAUAAAACGCAAGCGAAAGGAGAAGGAGAGAGAACAAAUAACGCCCACCGUAACACCCCCCGCGAACAAGAAGCUGAAGCAGAAGCAGAGAAAGACGACGACGACGAAGAAGCAGCAGCAAGGCAGACGGCAGAAUUGGAGCUUUGCGCAGAAAUCGAUUUUUUUUGCCCAUUUUAAGAGAAUUUCGGUAGCCGCCUCUCCCACUGCCGAAAAUCGUUUAUCGCCCCAGCGUGCGUGCGUGUGUGUUAGCCGUGUGUGUGCCGUGCGAAAGUGAAACAAACAAAUACAACACGAAAGAGAAAAGAUUAAAAUUAUAUGGACGUUGUAUUUUUAAUAACAACAAAAAAAGCAGUGAGUCACGGAAAACAAGAAAAAAAAAGUAAUUCAGCAGCAGCUUUAGCUUUUUAGCUGCUGGCAUUGAAGAGGUGCUCUGCCGCAGUCGACGUCGCUGCCGCCGCCCGCAACCACGCGCUCUCUUUGCCUCUCUGUCUCUCACUCACUCUCUCUUGGUGAGCGAAAUAACACCACACCACUCACACACAAACAAAAAAACAACAUAAUAUUAUUAACCAAAAUCGCCAGCCAAAGUGCCAGUUUAGUUAAAAUUAUACACUAAAAGUAAACCGAAAAGAGAGAGCUGCCAGCCAAAAGCGGAAAAUCAAUAAGAGGUCUCUCGCAAAAGUGGGAAAAACGUGCAAACAAGUUAAAAAGCAAAGCUGCAAAAAGGCAAAAACGGAAAACUCCGCGCGCGUUACACGUGUGGUUAAUGUGUGUCUGUGUGCGUGUUUAACGUUUAACUGCUAAUCGCAAAAACGCAAUCUGCAAAAACCGCGUAACAAAAGCUUACGUAAAGCUUGCCGAAAGAAAACCAGCUACAACGAAACAAAAACCACAUAAAAACUAUAAACAAUAAAAAAAAAAAAACCAAACCAAACCAGAGGAUAGACCCCCUAACAAACAGAAAUUCCCCCCACAAACUAACUAUCAAAAACUCCCCCUAACAAAUUCCCCGAAAACCCUUGAAUAAACCAGGAUAAACCCCCGACACAAAGAUGACUAAAGACAGAUUAGCCGCCCUCCAUGCCGCCCAAUCCGACGACGAGGAGGAGACGGAGGUGGCCGUCAAUGUGGAUGGCCAUGAUUCCUACAUGGACGACUUCUUCGCCCAGGUGGAGGAGAUCCGCGGCAUGAUCGACAAGGUGCAGGACAAUGUCGAGGAGGUGAAGAAGAAGCACUCGGCCAUCCUGUCCGCCCCGCAGACGGACGAGAAGACCAAGCAGGAGCUGGAGGAUCUGAUGGCCGACAUCAAGAAGAAUGCCAACCGGGUGCGCGGCAAACUCAAGGGUAUCGAGCAGAAUAUCGAGCAGGAGGAGCAGCAGAAUAAGUCAUCGGCUGAUCUGAGAAUCCGAAAGACCCAGCACUCGACAUUAUCGAGGAAAUUUGUCGAGGUGAUGACCGAAUAUAAUCGCACGCAGACCGAUUAUCGGGAGCGUUGCAAGGGAAGGAUACAGCGUCAGCUGGAGAUCACCGGCAGGCCGACGAACGAUGAUGAGCUGGAGAAGAUGCUGGAGGAGGGCAACUCGUCGGUGUUCACGCAGGGCAUCAUCAUGGAGACCCAGCAGGCCAAACAGACGCUGGCGGAUAUCGAGGCCCGCCAUCAGGACAUCAUGAAGCUGGAGACAUCGAUCAAGGAGCUGCACGACAUGUUCAUGGACAUGGCCAUGCUGGUGGAGUCGCAGGGCGAGAUGAUCGAUCGCAUUGAGUACCAUGUGGAGCACGCUAUGGACUAUGUGCAGACGGCAACUCAGGACACCAAGAAGGCGCUCAAGUACCAGAGUAAAGCCCGACGAAAGAAGAUCAUGAUACUGAUCUGUCUCACUGUGCUGGGCAUCUUAGCGGCCUCAUAUGUUAGCAGUUAUUUCAUAAUCCAAGCAAGCAAGUAGCAUGCUCAUCCAGGCCUAUAAUCUGCAUUAUCUACACAUAUUUUGUAGUACAAUUCAGGCAAUGCAAAAUCAUUAUGCUAAUUAAUAACACUGAACAAAAAAUACCAAACGUAAUGUGUAUGAGUUUUUGAGAAUUAUUGUGAUUAAGAUACACUCGGAGAAAUGCUUUCGCUUUUAAGUAGGAAAUGUAAAUUUUGUUACUAUGCACCAAUUUGAACUCGAACUCACGCGAAUUGGUGAAUUUAUGUUUUGAUUAUUAUAUUACCACCUGCAAAUGUCAGACCUGCAUUAUGUGCACGUUUUUUUUGGAUUUGUUAAUUCACCUUUUGAUCUUUUGAACGAGCGAAAAAGAAAACCCAAAACUGCAACGACAACAGCAACAACAACAAUCAGCACGUUUCCACCACAACAGCAACUAAAAACAGCAAA
Molecule: messenger RNA, 2721 nt
Organism: Drosophila suzukii
Lineage: Eukaryota; Metazoa; Arthropoda; Insecta; Diptera; Drosophilidae
Gene: Syx1A
Product: Syntaxin 1A
Biological process (GO): synaptic vesicle fusion to presynaptic active zone membrane; exocytosis; intracellular protein transport
Cellular component (GO): presynaptic active zone membrane; endomembrane system; plasma membrane
Molecular function (GO): SNARE binding; SNAP receptor activity
Source: RefSeq, a predicted model, not a curated record